UUCAAUCAUUCAUUUAACUAUCAAACUACUUUGUAUAAUGAACAAGGAAAUCAAUGGAAGCAUUGUUACAAUUUACAAAUCAAUUUCUCUAUUCAUAAUCAUAUUCAAUGAUUUCUAACAAUUUCCUUUACAAUUAAAAAUUUUCUCAACCAAGUGCAUGUCCCAUGUUUCUUGAGUUUAGUAUUACCCCCAUGUAUCGUAGAUGGACCACCACAAACCACUAGCCCCAUUGUUUAGAGAGAGAGAGAGAGAGAGAGAGAGAGAGAGGGCGGGAAUGUGGAGCUCCGGUUUUAUAGGUUUUCCGGGUAUUUCAAUACUUGCAACAGUUGUGGAGUUGAUGUUCCAGAAAAUACCCCACCUCACCAAGUCGGAAAGUCAAGGUGCCAAUUUUUUUUUUUUUAUUUUAAUUUUCCUUUUAAGUAAAAAGAGAAUGAGAGGGAUUGUGUAAUAAAACUUUACAAGAUACGCAAAAAAAUAUAGCAUAUGAACAAUUUUUAUGGCCAACAAAGAACACCCAAUCCAUAAUCAAAGAACAAGUUAUUCUUAGUAUAGACAUUGAAAUUUAAUCAUCCUUAAAAAAAAACUUUGUAAAUAAAACUGGUAGUACCAUGGAGAAUGUCUACGUCCUAUAAUAAACAUACUAACUCAAAGCAACUGCCAAAUCAGCCAAGACCUACGUCAUAUGUAAAUAUGACAUAUUUUCCUAUUAUUUCUAAACUAACUCAAAGUAACGGCCAAAUUAGCUAAAACCUAUGUAAAUAGGAUAUAUUUGAUGAAUAGAUGCCUUUCUUAAGUCUUCACUCUGACAUCAGGUCACCCAUUGCGAGUGUGAGAUGUACUCAAGACCCAUUACUUUGUGUUAUUAUUAGUACAAACUUUAAAAGAAAUCAAACCCAUAAACUGAUUUAUAAAAAUAGAACAACCCAAAACAUAUUAACCCACAUCAAAUCUCUUUCAAAACUAACUAGGGUCUCCCACGGAUGGGAUGCUAGGAUGAACCCGCCGCAUGGCGAGGUGUACGCUUUCUAGACUGUAGAGUCAAGCCUUGAAAAAAUUUGCCACGAAAUAAAAUCUCACUUCAAAUUUUACCCAAUAAAAAAAUGAGAGUAUAUAUCACUUUAGAUCAGGUGUCUCCGACUUUGGAUUGAGCUCCUCUGUAACCGACCCCAUCGUGAGCCUUCCCGUGAGUAAAGAAAAACCACCCCUUCUUGCCCCCUUGAUAUCCAUUCUAGGUCGAUUUCACAUUUAAGAUGAAAUCGAUCUAGGAUGCAUUCCAAGACUGCAUACAGCCAAAUACUAUGUUUGGUAUGCAUUCCUAUUUCAAGAAUGCAUUACAUUAAAUAAGUAAUGAGUCUAGAUGUUUAAUGCAAUAUCAACCAAGAAUGCAUACCAAACGCAGCCAAGUUUCCUUCCUCCAACUCUUCAAGGUUGAACCGGUUAGAAUCGGGACUGCCAAUUCCGAUUCGAAUCAAGCGAUGCUGCAUAUCAUCUUCACUCUGAAUCCAUCGAAGCUGGAAACCCACAUCUCUGCAACUCAGAUGGGGUUUGGCUUAUGAGAAACACAAACAAGCAAGCCGAGCGCUCUCUCUCUCUCUUGAAGUCACGGUUUCGACCUGUGCAUUUGGAAGCUUAGAUUUUUGAUAUCUUAAUAGGAUCUUGAUAUUGUGGAGAGAGCGAUUCGGCUUUGUGGAGUGCUUGUUUGGGUUCUGUUGCUACUGUCUCUAAUUCUCUCGUCGCAGGUCAUUUCGCCUUUGUGUACUCACUGUAGUCUGUUCUGGCGAUUUUCUUUUGAUUUACGGGCGUUGCUUCAACUGAAUUGGAGACGUCAGUGAAGGUAGUUGUGGAGGAGUUGCUGCGGAAAGAUGUUUUGUGCUGGUCUAGACUGAAAGUGGACAAGAAGGGGGAAAAAAAGAAAUUCAGAGUGUAUGAAUAAGAUUCAACUCCAGUGCAUGAUUGUCAGGAAAAAAUUAUAAUAGGGGGAAUUUUCUCAUGAGUUCUAAGAAUUCGAACGGCAAAUUUUUUCUUAGUUACUUAUUAGUUAUUGCCAUUGGAACCUAGUGGUUGUGGGUUCAAGUCGGGAAACAGCCUCUCCAUGAAGCUGGGGUAAGGCUGUGUACGUUAUGACUCCCCAGACCCGCAGUGGCAGGAGCCUCAUGCUCUGGGACCAUAUUCUACUGGUUCAAAAGGAAGUGAUAUUGAUAAGCGGAAAAGAAGAAAAAUGUAUAGAUUUUUGUUUUGGAGGGCAGGAAGCACUAGUCUGUAUCUACUCUGCCAGAGUCGAUUUGGAUUUGCAUAUGAGCAGAAGUUCAGUCUGGUUAAUGUAAAGCUGAAAUGGGUAAAGGACAAGGCCUUGGAUGAUGUUGUGGCGAGGGAGAAGGAUCUUAGGGCUGCUUGCCAUCUUGUCUCCAUCAUUGCCUCUGAUCCCUAUUGCUGUCUCCCAAUAUAUCAACUCAACAGGGAGCGUGGUCAACUUGGUCUGCCCCAUGAUCUCAAGGUCUCCACCUUCAUAAGAAGGUACCCAACCCUUUUCCGUGAAUACCCUGUUGUCGUUGGAGAAGGAUGCAGUAGUGUCCCAUGGUUCUGCUUGACUGAUGAAGCACUGAAACUCUACCAAGAAGAGCUCUACAUCCUUCAGCAAAAUGAGAAAAACCUCAUUGAAAGGCUCCAGAAACUCCUUAUGCUCACUCGGGAUAGGAUGCUUCCCUUGCAGACCAUUGACCAGCUGAAAUGGGACAUGGGUUUGCCAAAUGAUUACCACGACUCCUUGGUUUCCCGAUACCCCCAGUUAUUUUCACUUGUCCGCCUUGUUGAUGAUCGCAUCGGCUUGAAGCUUUUACAAUGGGAUUACCGUCUUGCUGUCUCGCAAUUGCAAAAUAGUGCGGCUGCUGUUGCUGAAGACAGCAAAGAACAAGAAGAUGUUCAAAGCUUAAGCUUUCCGAUUGGAUUCACUAGGGGUUUCGGAUUGAAAAGGAAGUGCAUGCAAUGGUUAGACGAGUGGCAGAGGCUUCCUUACACUUCUCCUUAUGAGUAUGCAUGCCAUCUUGAUCCCCGUACUGAUGUCUCUGAGAAGAGGAUUGUGGGAGUCUUUCAUGAGCUUCUCCACCUUACCCUUCAGAAGAAGACUGAACGUAAGAAUGUAAGUAACAUCCGUAAACCAUUAUGCUUACCCCAGAAGUUCACGAAGGUAUUUGGACGCCAUCCUGGCAUUUUUUACAUUUCUCAGAAGUGCUCCACCCAGACAGUCAUUCUCAGGGAAGCCUACUGCCACCAAGAACUCCUCCAGAAGCAUCCCCUUGUGGGAAUCAGGGAAAGAUAUGCAGACAUGAUGAAGACUGGACUUCUCAAUAGAAGUAGAGGGUUGUACAAGAAAUUCAUCGGCCAUAGCCAAGAAGAAGAGGAUCGCCAACUCCAGGAUUCAAAUUAAUCGAUACAUUUUCCAUGCUAAAUUAUAUGAUUCUACAACAUCAAAGAAAUUGUUUAAAGUUGACACUGCUUGAAAUUUCCUGAAGACACAACCAAAAGAGCUGCUUCUUUCUGGUAUGAUAUUUUGGGGAUUUUUUUUUGGGAUGGGGGUGGGGUGUAAUCUAGGAGCAUGCAACUUUGAAAGGAAAACAAAAUUAUUGUAGUAGUGUUAGUUAGAAACCAAUGAGUCUGGCAAUUCUGUGAUUGAAUGCAUCUCAAAUUAUGAUUGAGUUAUUCGAAUUAUUUAUCUAAAAUUCUUUAA
Macadamia integrifolia is the source of this 3724-nucleotide messenger RNA. Its product is annotated as protein WHAT'S THIS FACTOR 9, mitochondrial. Gene Ontology annotation, molecular function: RNA binding. The transcript has 3 exons. Bases 2219 to 3424 code for a protein of 401 amino acids. The record is from RefSeq and is a predicted model, not a curated record. NCBI's taxonomy places the organism in Eukaryota, Viridiplantae, Streptophyta, Magnoliopsida, Proteales, Proteaceae.